Orbilia oligospora ATCC 24927 is the source of this 927-nucleotide messenger RNA. RefSeq lists its product as uncharacterized. NCBI's taxonomy places the organism in Eukaryota, Fungi, Ascomycota, Orbiliomycetes, Orbiliales, Orbiliaceae. The transcript has 3 exons. The coding region runs from base 1 to 927 and encodes 308 amino acids. The record is from RefSeq and is a predicted model, not a curated record.
AUGCAAGAAGUCGAAUCCCAAAAGAACGCCCAAGAUGCUGAGCAUUACCCUGUACAGUCCGAACAUUGGGUUUUAAGAGCAGUGAAAGGUCGUAUCGGGGCUGCUUGGUUCUGUUUUGCCAACUUCGUAUCAUUCGUUCUUAUUUUCCUCAUAUUUCUUGGGAACAUAUACCCAUCGACUACCAUAUUCGCAAUGGCAUCUAUUGACCUUCAACCCCGGUUCAAUAAAACCCUUUCAUCAGAAAUCUACCGCGCAAAUAACUACACCGGCACAAACCCUCUAACCAACCGCAUCGAACAACCCCGAUACCUCUACCUCGGCUUCUCCGGCUACUGUAACAUCUACGACAACAAUAGUACAGACUUCAAUCAAUACUCCAAAGAAUGUAUCAAAUCAUUCGUACAACCACUACUCCUUCCCGACGGCACCUUUCAAAUGCAAAACGGGAAAUUAAGAGAUACUUCCACCCAUGAAUUCAACCUCAAACAAGCAUAUCCAAUGUGGCAGGCUGCAGCCGCACUCAUGAUUCUCAUCAUGCUCUAUAAUGUGGCCGGUAUCGCAGUCGUUUGUGCUGGAAAGUACUACGAGUUAGCGUAUAAGUAUCUUUGGAUCGUGUCGAUUUUACUUAGUAUCCCGCCAGCUGUUCUUGCACCGCUCGCGUUAUCGAAAGUAUAUAGCCUUCUCGAUGAGGCGCAGACGGGUGGGGGCCAAUGUUUGGGUUCGAGUCUGUUUUUUCUUGCAAUGUUGUUGACGUUUGUGGCUCAUCCUGUCUUGCUCGUUGUAGCAGUUGUAAUCGUUGGGUUUGCUAUUGCUAUUGCAUGGUGGAUUAUAUCGGUAUGUUGCAGGAAUGAGACUAGAGAAGAGGGAAAAGCGAGGGAAAGGAGGGAGGAAGAAGAGAGGAGGGCGGUAGAAAUGAGAAAGUGGUAA